CAAGCCCCAGCUCCUCCGCUAAACACCAUCCUCUCCAACACUUUUUACCCUUUGGAUCUCAGUAAAUCACGAAACUUCAAUAUUACUUCUCACUCCUCAUUUGCCUCUGCUGCUCUUGCGCCGGCCGGAAGCCAUGCUCAACGCUUUCAAUGCCUAUUCAAUCUUUGAGCUAGCUCCGAAAGAGCGUUUCAAGAUCGAAUCACUACUGGCUUACGGUGACAAAUUACUUUUAGGCCUCUCAAAUGGUACUCUUCGGCAUUACAAGGUUCUAUCCCCGGAUUCGGACCAGAUCUCAUUAGAGCUCUUACGCAAUAUCGACAAGUUCUCCCGACGAUCGAUAGAACUGCUCGCAUGUAUCAAAGAAGUGCAGAUCCUAGUUUCCCUCAGCGACAACUAUGUUCACAUCCACGACCUGAACGAAUUUACCCUUACCGAGACCCUGACAAAAACAAAGGGCGCUUCAACUUUUGCUGUCACGAGUAAUAUUGAACGGGACGAAAAGACACAGAUUCCCAGCAUUGUGAGUCGGUUAGCUAUUGGUGUUAAGAAGCGGCUGUUAUUGUACUCAUGGCAUGAUGAGGAAUUCUUGGAAGGGAAGGAGGUGGUUUUGAGCGGUGCUGUGAGGUCGCUUACUUGGGCUUCUGGGAGAAAGGUUGUCGCGGGACUUGCUGGUGGAUUUGUUAUAGUUGAUGUGCGGACUGGAGUCAUGAAGGAAAUUUUUCCACCAGAAACAAAAGGUGGUGGAGCUUCUGGGCCUGCCAGCAGUGAAGUUGCUGGGUGGGGAGCUUAUAUGGGAAUGGGGGGUUGGGGGUCUAGACCCUUGAGUACACAUUUGGGUGGAGAUGACCUCUUACUAGUGAAGGACUCUACAACUUUAUUUAUUGAUUCAGAGGGCGCAAUCAUCCCAAACAGGCGACCAGUGCCAUGGCCAGCCUCUCCAGACGCUGUUGCCUUCUCAUAUCCGUACCUGGUAUCCCUGAGCACCACUAAGCAACAUCUAGAAGUUCGCAACCCAUCUACGUAUACCCUACUCCAAACUGUCCACCUGAACAACGUCUCAAUACUCCAUGUGCCCCCACCAAAUGUAUCACUCGUCCACGCUGGUAAACUGUUUUACAUUGGUUCCUCAAGCCAAGUCUGGCGGAUGACUGCAGCAGACUAUGAGACACAGAUCAAGCAGUUGAUAGAAGGAGACCAUCUCGACGAAGCAAUAAGUCUUCUUGAAAUCCUGGAGAGCGUACUCCUAGACAGUAAAGAAGAGCAGCUCCGAGAGGUGAAGAUGCUGAAGGCAGAGCGGUUAUUCGAAAAGAGAAAAUACCGGGAAAGCAUGGACCUAUUCACUGAAGUAUCUGCCCCCCCUGAAAGAGUAAUAAGACUAUUCCCGAAAGUUAUCGCUGGCGAUCUGUCCAUAUGUGAUACUACUGCCAGCGAUUCUGUCGACUCUGGCGAGGCGGUGGAUGGUUCGGAUGCUGGGACAAAUCCCGAGACCUCUUCCAUCCGGAACAUAUCCCUGACCAAAAAGGUCGGCGAUGCAAGUUCCAUAUUCAACUUUGGAGGAGGGAAGAGCCACGUAGAUGACGACACAGCAAGUAUAGCCGUAAAACACACAGAAACUGUCUCAGAUGGCCCGCCAGUGCUAGAAGGUCACGAGCUCGAGAAGGCUGCAGACCAACUCUCCGCACACCUAAACGACACCCGUCAAGCGCUAUCAAAAUACUUCCACCCGGACGGCACUCUCCGCGGCGACCCUGCAAACAUAAUAUCCAACGCCUCCAGCACCUCUAGCACAAACCGCGAUCCCUUCGAAGCCAGCUUUCUCGCCGCCGGCAAACCUCUAGAUAAAUCUUCGGAGGCCUAUGCUGAGCGAACAAAAAAGCUCCUCACCGCCGCCCGCUUAAUCGAUACGACCCUCUUUAAGAUCUACAUCAUCACACGACCCGGCCUGGUCGGUCCCUUUGUGCGCAUCCAAAAACACGGUGACCCAGAAGUCUUCAGCGAGAAGCUCCGCGAACUCGGGAAAUUUACGGAACUUAUAGACUUUCUCUACCAGCGAGAGCUACAUCGCGAAGCGCUAGAUCUUCUCCUGCAAUUCGGCAAGAGCCCAGAAGAUGAGCGUGCUCCUUCACUCUGCGGACCUCGUAGGACAAUCGCAUACUUGCAGAGUUUGAAAGCGAAUUACAUAGACCUCAUCCUCGAGUUCUCUCAAUGGCCCCUGGAAGUAGACCCUAGUUUUGGCAUGGAGAUAUUCACAGCCGACAGCGAGAACGCCGAAUCCCUACCUCGCUCAAAGGUCGUCGAGCACUUACAAUCCCGCUCCACUAGUUUUGCAAUCCAGUAUCUCGAACACGUGAUACACGAAUUGGGUGACCAGACGCCCGAGUUCCACACCCGGUUGAUUUGGCUCUACUUGAGCACGCUGAAGCAGAUGCCCAAUUCUGCGCAUCACAGCGAGAAGUUGCUUGCGUUUUUGACAGCGAGUAAACAGUACCGUAGUGAGAAAGUCCUGGGCUGGCUGCCCAGAGAGGACCCGGCGUUCUACGAAGCGAGGGCAAUUGUCCUUAGGAAUAUGGGCCAGCACAAAGCUGCAGUACCCCCCGUCCCUCCUCUCCCCUCUUCACUGCAAGGGCUAACGAGGGACAGAUACUGCAAACGAAUCCACCUAACAUCCCCAACCACCCCAACAAUCUAUCACACUCUCCUAACACUCUACCUCCGCCCCCCGCCUCCGCACACCCCUCACCUAGCACCAGCAUUAACCCUACUCUCACGCCACGGCGCCCGUCUCGAAGCUUCAGAAACCUUAGCUCUCAUCCCAGAGGGGACAACGAUGGCCUCACUAGAAUCAUACUUCCAAUCACGCAUUCGAACCGCAAAUUCUAAAGCUAGCACUGACCGAUUAACCGCAAUGCUGAGAAAGAGUUACCUAGUAGACGUGCAAGACCGCCUACUGAAGGAGCAAGGAGUUGCGGUAGUGGUAGGCGAGGAGAGGAGCUGUGGUGUUUGUCAUAAGAGGUUGGGUGCGAGCGUUCUUUGGAGAUUGGCUAGGUGA
Messenger RNA from Tuber melanosporum (Perigord truffle), 3049 nucleotides. RefSeq lists its product as uncharacterized. NCBI's taxonomy places the organism in Eukaryota, Fungi, Ascomycota, Pezizomycetes, Pezizales, Tuberaceae. The transcript is spliced from 5 exons. The record is from RefSeq and is a predicted model, not a curated record. The coding region runs from base 134 to 3049 and encodes 971 amino acids. Gene Ontology annotation, cellular component: cytoplasm; fungal-type vacuole membrane. Gene Ontology annotation, biological process: autophagy; endosomal vesicle fusion; vesicle-mediated transport.